AUGGCCAAUGGAGCUGCCGCCGGCAGCAAGAUGACUGCCAUCAGCAGCAGCAGCACCACCACCGGCACACUCACACGGAACCAAAAUCAUCUGACUGCAAAUGGUUGUUUUGUCCACGCUCCAUUUUCACCGGGCUCAAAAUCUUACUCGUUGCAGUUUAGGCCGGCGUACCAGCCAGAGGGUCUGUACGAUGAGGCGAAGAGCAGCAUAAGCUCCAACGACGCCGGCGAGAAACCAAAGCUCCAGCUGUGGCAUCAGAAUGGUAGGUGUUCAGAGGGCACGGUCCCGAUCAGGAGGACGAGGGACGACCUGCUCCGAGCCAGCUCCAUUCGGCGGUAUGGCAGGAAACGGCAUACUGCUCCGAACCCAAUGUCUGUUGACCCUAACAUGCUCAGCGAGGGUGGUCACCAACAUGCCAUAGCGUACGUCCAGGGCGAUAAGUACUUCGGUGCUAAGGCCACCAUUAAUGUUUGGGAGCCCAAGAUUCAGCAGGCGAAUGAGUUCAGCCUGUCCCAGCUGUGGAUCUUGGGUGGUUCAUUUGGGGAGGAUCUUAACAGCAUUGAGGCUGGUUGGCAGGUUAGCCCGGACUUGUAUGGAGACAACAACACUAGAUUGUUUACAUACUGGACGAGUGAUGCAUACCAGGCAACAGGGUGCUACAACAUCUUGUGCUCGGGAUUCAUUCAGAUCAACAACGAGAUUGCCAUGGGGGCGAGCAUCUUCCCCAUCUCUAACUACGGUGGAUCCCAGUCUGACAUCAGCAUACUGAUCUGGAAGGAUCCGAAGGAAGGGAACUGGUGGAUGCAGUUUGGCAAGGAGUACGUCUUGGGCUACUGGCCGUCCUUCCUCUUCUCCUACCUCGCCGACAGCGCGUCGAUGAUCGAGUGGGGCGGCGAGGUGGUGAACUCGGAGCCUGACGGCACGCACACGUCGACGCAGAUGGGCAGCGGGCACUUCCCGGAGGAAGGGUUCGGCAAGGCAAGCUACUUCAAGAACAUCCAGGUGGUGGACAGCAGCAACCAGCUGAGCGCCCCCAAGGGGCUGGGAACCUUCACCGAGCAGUCCAACUGCUACGACGUGCAGGACGGCAACAAUGGCGCAUGGGGCACGUACUUCUACUACGGAGGACCCGGCAAGAAUGCUAACUGCCCGUGACUUUGUGUGGAAUACACUUUCUGUGUUGUUGCUCUGAGCGGGUGUGCAGAUGUAACCAGCCAUUGAUUGAUACAGCAUCUGUGUCUCGUCGUUCACCUCUAGUUUAGUUUUGUAAUAUGUGCA
Molecule: messenger RNA, 1278 nt
Organism: Panicum hallii
Lineage: Eukaryota; Viridiplantae; Streptophyta; Magnoliopsida; Poales; Poaceae
Exons: 6
Coding region: 1-1155 (384 amino acids)
Source: RefSeq, a predicted model, not a curated record